Molecule: messenger RNA, 1695 nt
Organism: Toxotes jaculatrix (banded archerfish)
Lineage: Eukaryota; Metazoa; Chordata; Actinopteri; Toxotidae
Gene: kcnj10a
Product: potassium inwardly rectifying channel subfamily J member 10a
Exons: 6
Coding region: 75-1391 (438 amino acids)
Biological process (GO): potassium ion import across plasma membrane; regulation of monoatomic ion transmembrane transport
Cellular component (GO): plasma membrane
Molecular function (GO): inward rectifier potassium channel activity
Source: RefSeq, a predicted model, not a curated record
UUAAUCAAAUCUUCAAGUUUCCAAGCUGUGGUCAGAAGUGAACUUCUGUUUCAAGUUGACAGAGAGCGCCAGCUAUGACCUCAGCCACUCCCCCCUCCUCAGAGGGCUCCUCCCCACAGAAGGUAUGCCACUCCCAGACGCAGACGGACAUCACCAAGCCCCUGCUGGGCUCCACAGGGGCGGCGGGAGGUGUUGGCACAGGUGGAGGAGGACCAGGAGCUGGAGGGCCCAGUGCCCUGCGAAGGAGGCGCCGUGUCCUCUCCAAAGAUGGACGAAGCAAUGUGCGUAUUGAGCAUGUAAGCGGCCGAGGGGCGCUGUACCUCCGUGACCUCUGGACAACUUUUCUGGACAUGCAAUGGCGCUACAAGUUCUUCCUCUUCUCUGCCACCUUUGCUGGGACCUGGUUCCUGUUUGGAGUGCUUUGGUACCUGGUAGCAAUGGUGCACGGAGAUCUACUGGAGUUUGACCCCCCGUCCAACCAUACCCCGUGUGUAAUGGAGGUGAAGACACUGACAGGGGCCUUCCUCUUCUCUCUGGAGUCUCAGACCACAAUUGGCUAUGGCUUCCGGUGCAUCACAGAAGAGUGUCCUGUCGCCAUCGUCCUGCUCAUUUUUCAGCUGGUCAUCACCAUGGUGAUGGAGAUCUUCAUCACGGGAACCUUCCUCGCGAAGGUUGCUCGUCCCAAGAAGAGAGGCGAGACAGUGAAGUUUAGUCAACACGCUGUUGUGUCAAAUCAUGAGGGUCGUCCCUGCCUCAUGAUACGAGUGGCCAACAUGCGCAAAAGCCUGCUGUUAGGAUGCCAGGUGACGGGGAAGUUGCUUCAGACGUCACUGACAAAGGAGGGCGAGACGGUGCGGCUGGACCAGCGCAACGUGCCUUUUCAAGUGGACACGUCCAGUGACAGCCCCUUCCUCAUCAUCCCCCUGACCUUCUACCACAUCAUUGAUGACAACAGCCCUCUGAGAGCCUGGGCAGCAAAAGGUGGAGGCUGGACGGAUCCGGAGCUGGCUGACUUUGAGCUGCUGGUGAUCAUGAGUGCCACAGUUGAGCCAACCUCAGCCACCUGCCAGGUGCGAACAUCCUACCUUCCCGAUGAGAUCCUCUGGGGCUAUGAGUUCCCCCCCGUCGUCUCCCUGUCCCCCUCAGGAAAAUACGUGGCUGAUUUUGCCUUCUUCGACAAAGUGGCCAAAACCAAAACGCCACCUCUCUUCAAGCAGGCCCUGCCGCCGAGCUCGCCAUCACAGGCGUCCCGUUAUCACAGCGGCAAGGAGGAUGGGACGGACCUGGAGAAGAUGAGGCUGGAGGAGAGCUACAGAGGGGAGGAGAGGGGGCGAGAAAGGGGGCGCAUCAGAGAUAGCAGCCCACUGAGUGUGCGUAUUAGUAAUGUUUGAGGGGGAGAGACAAGAAGAGGUUGUGGAAAGUUGAUAUGAAACUGAGAUUAAUGGUAAAGAAAAAGUACCAAGCUGCUCAACAGAAGAUGUCAAACCUAAAAACUGUCUCACCGCUCUGCCAACACAUAUUUAAAUUGUGGCAGGAAAUUAAACACCUGGGCGCCCUUUCACUCAAACCCACCUACCACAGACUGGAAUGUCAAUGUGCUACUGUGGAAAUUCUGCAGAAGAGAUUCUCACCAUGGCUGCACCACCCCGCUUCAUGGGUUACAAAACCUGACAUGUUCAAAUGUACAGCACGGCA